AUGAGCGCCCAAACGGAAAGGCCUCUGCCAACCGCUAAUGGGGUGACGCCGGAUCGACAGGUGGCCGAUGCCGGGACAUCCCAGUCAACGGCAGUUACAGGAAAUGUUUCCACGCUGGAGGAGCGAGCAGAUGGGCUUGUGGACACUACAAUGAUGGAGUCAACUGGACAGGCUGCGUAUACUCCGGAAGCGCCGCCAACGUACCACAGCCCUGUUUUAAGGGACGAAUCAGCGCAGCAGCAGGAGCGGCAAACACGACCGGCUACGACUGUAGCACUGGACGGAGACCAGGACAGUGGAAGAGUGGUGCAAGGCGCAGUGGCGAGUGGGUUCUGCUAUAUCUUCGCCCUCACCACCGGGGGGGCCAACCUUUCGCCUCAGAUCUCCAGCUCCCACGGGGCGGCCAGUGCCUCCGCCAACGCCACCGAGCUCGGAGAUUUCAGCGGUCACAACGACAAGGAGGUCCUGGAGCUCUAUGGGAUCCACUACCAAGGGUGCCGGUUCUUGAUGUUCAAGGCAGUUUUGGAGUAUUAG
Messenger RNA from Symbiodinium necroappetens, 534 nucleotides. The record is from the annotation of a GenBank genome assembly. Lineage: Eukaryota; Dinophyceae; Suessiales; Symbiodiniaceae.